Molecule: messenger RNA, 2833 nt
Organism: Venturia canescens
Lineage: Eukaryota; Metazoa; Arthropoda; Insecta; Hymenoptera; Ichneumonidae
Gene: Cmtr1
Product: cap-specific mRNA (nucleoside-2'-O-)-methyltransferase 1-like
Exons: 3
Coding region: 235-2676 (813 amino acids)
Biological process (GO): 7-methylguanosine mRNA capping
Cellular component (GO): cytoplasm; nucleus
Molecular function (GO): methyltransferase cap1 activity; nucleic acid binding
Source: RefSeq, a predicted model, not a curated record
UUACUCACUGCUGGGUGUCGAGUCUGGUCGAGUCGUAGAUGUCAAGUUGCGCGACAGGCGAUGCGUUGCGUGGUCGAUGUAGUCGAUCACACAAAGCUCUGUGCCUUCUGUAGAUGUUUACGCAUCUUAUAAAAAAAUCGUACUCCGUUUUGUUUUCGUUUUAACUUGUAAAACGGAAUUUUUUUUGUACCUCAGUGCAUUAAACACAUGGGAAUUUCCUGACAACUCGUAAACAUGGAUGACAUGCAAGGAAGGAGGUUAAGUGAUUCAAUGUCAUCUCUAUCGGGUGAAGGAAGUCCAAGUUUUGAGCAACCAAGUUUCAACACAUCCGAACGUGAAGGUUUGAAUAAUGGAAGAAAGAAGCGUCGGCUGGAUGAUUCCGGAUUGGAAUGGGACACGCUUGAGAAGCCAGCCAAGAAGAUGGCUCUGGAGGCUGAAUUUGAUAUGGCAGACAAAGCUAAGCGGAUGAUGGAAAAAAUGGGUUACAAGAAGGGUGCUGGUUUGGGAAAACACGGUCAAGGACGUUUGGAGCCGGUUGAAGCUUCCCAGCAGAAAGGACGCAGAGGUUUGGGUCACUAUAAUGAAAAGUUAAAAGAGGCCAAUCUUCGGUGGGAUCCCAGCAAGGAGGAAAUACUUAUAGAGGAAGAAAUCAAUUGGUUAAUGAACACCAAAGAGCCACCGUGCAUCAAAGAUCUAAACGAUUGGAUAAAAAUUGGACCAACAAAGAGAACGAUAGAGGACGAGACUUUGUACUGCGAUGCAGCAGUUGUAUCAGGAGUGGUAGGCUCGAAAUCAGUGUUCGACAAUUUGGACAAAAACGAAAUGAGACGAGCGCGAACGAGAUCGAACCCUUUUGAAACGAUUCGUGGUUCAAUAUUCCUCAACAGAGCUGCUGUGAAGAUGGCGAAUAUGGACAGAGCCUGCAAUUUCUUGUUCACCGCCCCAACGACAUUGAAAUCCAACGAGCUCUUGUAUUUUGCUGAUGUUUGCGCUGGUCCCGGUGGUUUCAGCGAGUAUGUGCUAUGGCGGAAGAAGUGGCAUGCCAAAGGUUUUGGCUUCACAUUACGAGAGUCGAAUGAUUUCAAGCUGGAAGAUUUCUAUGCGGGUUCACCGGACACUUUUCAUCCGUUUUAUGGUCCCAAAGGUGACGGAGAUGUUUACAAUCCGGAAAAUCAAGAGGCAUUCAGACAAUUGAUCAUGCGACAAACGCAUGGAAAUGGUGUCCAUUUCAUGAUGUCCGAUGGUGGUUUUUCGGUUGAGGGAGAAGAGAGCGUGCAGGAAAUACUAUCGAAACAGCUGUACCUUUGUCAGUGCCUUGUUGCGUUAAUGAUUGUUCGUGAAAAAGGACAUUUCGUAACAAAAUUAUUUGACAUCUUCACUCCCUUUUCCGCGGGUCUCGUUUACAUAAUGUCUCGAUGUUUCGAAAGCAUUUCCAUAUUCAAACCGAACACAUCGAGACCAGCUAAUUCCGAGCGUUAUCUCAUUUGCAACGGGAAACAAUCGAACGUGACGGACGUGAUUGAAUAUCUUUCACGCGUUAAUCGUAUCUUGUUGAACCAGGACAAGAGUCGAGACGUUAUGCAACUCGUGCCCCAUGAAAUCCUGGAGGAAGACGAAGAAUUUUUCAAAUACUUGAAAAAUUCAAACGAAGUUCUCGGCCGACGACAAAUCGUCGGACUCCUCAAAAUCGCUGCUUUUUGCGAAGACACUACUCUCAUGGAGAAUCGACAAGCUGAGAUGAGAAAAAAGUGCCUCGAAUAUUGGGGAUUGCCUGACACGAGUCGUACUAUUCCUCGGAUAAGCGCACCCGGAGAACGCUUGAAAGUUAUCACGCAAAAUUCAACCAUGAGUUUUAUGACGACUAAACCCAAGAUACUCGAGACUUCGAAUCUUAACAAAUUAUUGAAUGUACAUUACGAUUGGUUCUGUAUGCUCUGCGAUUCUUCCGGUCAAAUCAACGACAAAUCCGCUACUUUCUAUAUUGGAAUGGGCAAAUCGAAUUCUUAUCGUUACGACAACGGUACUUGGAUCAGAGUUCCAAAUCUUCAUUUAUCCCCCGACACCCUCGUUUUUGCUGAGCUUGUCACAGAAUUACGAGGCGAAUACACCCAGCAGAGGAGAACGAGUGCUCUUCACAUUCUCGACUCUUAUUUUCUGGGAGGCGAGGACGUUAGUCAAAAGUACAUCGAAGAGAGGUACAGAUUGACAAAGUUGUACACCGAGGCUCUCUGGAAACCGAUGAACGGUGAAUGGAUUCGCGUAAGAGCGAAAGAAUUGCAUCCACUGACGGAGAAUCUCGAGGAAAGGUUUAAUCUUCAGCUUCGUACGUUGAAAAAAGGUGGUCAAGUGUUAACGCACGUACCAUCGCGAGAUGACACCCAUUACGAAGACACCGACGACCCUUAUUUCAUAGUGCCGAAAAGCGUUGUAUUUUUUAAGAGCACUGCACAUUAUUGGUCUCGACAUGUCAGUCAAUCUUCUGGUUACCCUUAUUAUUACAAUUGGAAGGACAAGAGGACGCUCUACGACAAGGACAAGCCAGCAUGCGCGGAUGCUUCUUUCGCGGAAUCGUUUGAAAACCGUAUUGUUUGGUGUUGGCCGCCAGAUCCGGCCUUGACGAGAGAAAGUUUAUUUGAGAUGAUCCGUAACAAGUGCGUGCGACCUGUGAAUAGAUAAUUUUAUAUUUAGAAUGUUGCUAUAAAUUAUAAGAGGCUUUUCUAUAUUUUUCGAAUCAUUUCCAAGUGAUCGCUCUGUAGAAUCAAACAAAACUUUUAUUGAUUUUUAUUUCUACAUGUACACAAAAAUGUGUACAUUACGUACACAUUUAUGUGAU